CUAAUUUGCCAUAGCAAAGGACAAUGCAUAUAGGGUGACACCAUCCAACAGAAAUGGGGAAGGAUAAGAACAUACUCUACCUUGGAAACCUACGCCGUGACCUGCCUCUUAUAGAAUUGAAAAACAAUCUGCUGGAGCUCUUCUGCAAUUACAUAGGUGUUGUUGUUGAUUGGAAUGAUAUUGAUAUUAAGAAGGGCAAACAGGCAUGGUUUGCUUUUGUAGAUCUUCAUGAUGAAGGUGAGGCCUCGGAGACAUUGGAGGAAUUAGCCUCCUGGGAAAAUCGCCGUAACCUUCGUUAUAACUUCACAUACAUAGUGCAGCCUUAUGAGUCGCUCACCGUUGAUUAUAAAAAGGUGAAGAAACCCAGGAAAAGUAAGAAACCAAAACCAGAAGAAGAACACAGCGAGGUUGAACAUUCUCAAUCUGGAUCGAGGAACAACAAUGCUGAUAAAAAAGAAAGCAGAGAUACCAAAACACUUUCUACUGUAAAACAGACCAGUGGGACAAUUUCAGCCAGUGAUAAAAAGAGCACUUCUAAACAGAGUUAUAAGGAAGGAGGAAAAACAGUGUCUCCAAGUCCUUCAAAACCAAAGACUGCAUCAAGCAAUAAAGAAGGGCAGGAAACAGUAACAACAGGUGUAGCAAACCUGAGUCUUAGUGAGAACCACUGCUCAACAUCGACCUCAAUGACAGGGUAUCUGGCGGAGGGGUCACCUGCAGCCACGUCCACUACUGGUCUUGUACAGCUGUCUGAUCGACACUACGCAUUAGAACAGUAUCUUGGUACCGAAACACGCAGCAGAGAGUAUAAACUUGGUUCUGGUAACUAUAUAAGGAAACAGCUGAACAAGGAUGUUGGAAAGUAUGUGUGUGGCUUCCUGAAUAGUAGAGAGGCUGGUACACUGAUGAUCGGUGUCAGCGAUACAGGUCAUGUUAAGGGUGUGGAAUGUAACCAAUCACAAGAGGACAAGGCCAGACUUGACAUUGAUAUGGCUAUCAAAAAUAUAAACCCAGCCAUCUUCCCUAACAUGUACACAGUUCAAUUUGUCCCUGUUCUCACCAACAGUUUGCCUUCUGAGCCCCUCCUCCGUGUGUUGGAGGUGAAUGUGAAAGCUCUUGAGGAUACAGAUGUUCUAUAUGCUACAUGUGGAGAUGUCUAUGUUCGGAGGGAUGGUAGUGUCCAGGGACCCCUCAAGGGUGCUGAAAUCCAAGAGUGGACCAGACAGAGACAUCAGAAGGAGAUCCAGCAGCUCCGUAAGACUGUGCUUCUACAGGAAGAGCGGCUACUACAACAAGAACACCAAACAAACAAGUCUAAAGUCUGUGCCAUUUUAUGA
Molecule: messenger RNA, 1337 nt
Organism: Ylistrum balloti
Lineage: Eukaryota; Metazoa; Mollusca; Bivalvia; Pectinida; Pectinidae
Exons: 5
Coding region: 54-1337 (427 amino acids)
Molecular function (GO): RNA binding
Source: RefSeq, a predicted model, not a curated record